Zingiber officinale is the source of this 2661-nucleotide messenger RNA. Its product is annotated as PHD finger protein EHD3-like. The transcript has 6 exons. Lineage: Eukaryota; Viridiplantae; Streptophyta; Magnoliopsida; Zingiberales; Zingiberaceae. The coding region runs from base 241 to 2412 and encodes 723 amino acids. The record is from RefSeq and is a predicted model, not a curated record. Gene Ontology annotation, molecular function: DNA binding.
AAACGCGGGUCGUUGUCGCACUUGUACGAUCUCCUACCCGCCGUCCCGCUCGCCGCAUUCAAAAAUUAGGGUUUUUUUCUUCCUUCUUGCCGACUCCAUUAUCCAUCUCCUGCUCUUCGCUUCCUACCUUUCACUGCUCCUCUAUAUCUGGUCCACACUCCAUGCCCUCUCUGCUACCUUCUCGAUGUCGGGAUUUGCUCUAACCUAGAUUUUGAGGAAGUGGUACUGUAGGGAACGGCCAUGGGCUUCGAGGAGAGUAGCUGCCAGGGGUUCGUGAAGCAGGAGGAAUCUUCUUGGGCUAGAUUCAUCACUUACAAGCGGCGGAAGCGUGGUAGUCCCGACGCGGAUUCGGUUCAUUUGUUGGACACACCACCUGAGAGAACUAGGGACAUCGGGUGGGACCAUGGUGAGAUAAUUGAUGGCAAUGAAUUGCACUGGAGGUGCAAAUGGUGUGGAUUAAGCAAAUAUAGUGGCGGAGUAUCUAAACUGAAGAGGCAUAUUGCUGGGUCUUAUCCUGUUAAAAAGUGCCCAAAUGUUCCAGAAGAUAUUGCUAAGUUGAUGCUGAACCAUCUACUGGAGAAGCAAAACCUCAUACCCAUGAGAUUGACUAGGCAGUCUGCUGCUAAGAGAACGGAGUUGGAUAGUCUCCAUAAUAAUGAUUUUGCUAAUAAUGGUUGUUUAGAAAACAACUUGGAGAUGAAUCUGGAAAGUCCAGAUAGACACAUUAAGUGUAAUUCACCUAGAAUUAGUGCUCAAAGGUGCCCGAGCACUAAGCAAUCAAAGAUUGCUUCUCAACUACAUGCUAUCAGUGAGACUAAGGACGUGGAGGAUCCUGAUAAGAUGGUUUCACAUUCUAGUAAUAGAAUAAUCAGUCACUGGAAAAAUAUUGUGGAACAACAGUGCAGGUUGCCCUAUAUAAAACCUGGUCAUGGCAUAUGGAACGUUUUCAAUGAUGCACUGGCAUUAAAUCAUUCUCAACUUUCUGAAAAGUGGAUGGUUGAUCUUGUUGAGGAUAAUAAACAGCUAAAGGAUAGAUCGUCUGUGGGUUCUGAAAUGAAAAUUCAGCAACAGAACUCAAUUUGUGCUAUGACUGAUAAAGGACAAGAAACUGCCCAAUCAAAAGAUACACUUUAUGAAUCGAUUGCCAGCUACUGUGGUGAAGAUACUAACACUCAGAAAUGUGAAAGAGCUCUCCUUGACAUUUUGAUCUCAGAAAAGUUUGCCUUAUUAUGUGAUUUUAUUCGGGAAUUUGAAGAGGGUGAGGCUAAGAACUGUUUGGACUUUAGCUUCAUUGAUACAAAAUUAAAAAAUGGGGAUUAUGAACAGGCGCCAGAGUUCUUAAACCAAGAUAUCCAGCAGAUAUGGGAAAAGUUCCAAAAAAUGGCUCAAAAGAUGCUUAUUAUAUCAAGCAAUCUUUCAAGUAUCUCAACGGAGAAGCAGGUGGCUAACCAACUCGAUGGCGGUAGGAAGCAUUCUCUAAGUGCAGAUCCUACAGUACAGUCUAAAUAUAGCAGAUCAGAUUGUUCCAUAAAACCCCAUGAAACAGAGGCAGCUGAUCUGUACAAAGUUUGCACUUGUAAGCAGUGUGGCACCGAAGCAAAUGGUCAGCGCAGCCUCAUUUGUGAUGGAUGCGAGGCAAUGUACCAUUUCUCCUGCAUCAAACCUGUGCUUAGUGAGAUUCCAAUUCAGUGCUGGUACUGCAAUGCGUGUACUUCAAAUGGCAAGGACUCCCCUGAUCCAGCAUCUUCUGACAGCAAGAAAGACAGUUUGCACAAAAACUGUGCGGUUUGUGACAGACUUGAAGUUUCUGAAACACAAGAGGAUGCUGAUGAGCAUGGUAGUGGGGCCAUUCCAGUCACUGAUUGCGGGGAGAGCUCCAUCUCUAAUUUGAAUUCUGAAGAGCCACCUGAAUUGUCAAGAACCGUAAAGUCAUCUUUGUGCAAGGUAUGUGGUGAAUGCGAGGAGGAAGACAGAAAAUUCCUAAUAUGUGGUCACAUUCAGUGCCCUUUCAAGUUCUACCACGUCAGAUGCCUAAAAACAAGUCAGAUAGCUAGUGCUCAACAACUGAACAAGCAGUGCUGGUAUUGCCCAUCUUGCCUUUGCAGGGCCUGUCUAUGUGAUCAGGACGAUGAAAAGAUUGUUUUAUGUGAUGGUUGUGACGAGGCCUACCACACCUACUGCAUGAAACCACCUCGAACCAUGGUACCCAAAGGCGAGUGGUAUUGUGUACCAUGCAGUAUUGCUAGAGCAAAGGAAGGUAUGAAAAGAUAUGAGCAAUGGAUCUUGCAGCAGCACAGGAAGAUUGAAGGCGGGCAGAGUGAUGAAGCUAUUGGGUCAGUAGAUGUGCUUCCGAGUGUCGCUGAAAAGCUAAGCUCAGGCAAAAAGGGCACUAUAAAGCGGACUGCCCAGUAGUGAGACGACUGCAACAUGGUUGAAGUUUGUAAUGUUUCAACUUCUGGGAGUUCAAUUUGUAAUAUGGUUGAAGAAAUUUGUAGGGAUACAAAAUGUUACCUUUAGUAGAAGUAGAACUCAUAUUUGCCUUAGUGUUGUAAUUUUUUUGGGGGGAGAUGCCUUAAAAUGGCAUCUGUAAUGUCACUGAAGGAAACUUUUCUGGGUAUGAAAAUUGAAAAAAAAAUAUUUUGAACUAAUGCCUUUGCAAAA